AACACGAUAGAACAAUGACGGCCAACGACAAAUUUUAUGAAAAAAAAUUAUGCCUUUUUGAAGAAGUUCAACAUGGCAGGAGAUCAGGCGCAAUUUUACCAAUUAUUAAAUACUUUAUUAUCUCCAGAUAACGACAUCAGAUCCCAAGCAGAAGAGGCAUAUAACAACAUCCCAACUGAGACAAAAGUAGCACACCUGGUGGGAGCUAUCCAAAAUGCAGACCUUGGUGAAGAUGGCAGACAGACAGCAGCCGUGUUUCUGCGGCGGCUCUUCAGUGCAGAGUUCUUUGAAUUCUUUCCCAAGAUGCCUUUUGAGCAGCAGAGAAUGCUACGAGAACAGCUACUCUUGACUCUCCAAAUGAAUGUCAGCCAGCAAUUGAGAAGAAAGAUUUGCGAUGUAGUUUCUGAGCUUGCAAGAAACCACAUAGAUGAGGAUGGUGUUAACCAGUGGCCAGAGUUCUUGCAGUUCAUGUUCAAUUGUGCCAACUCUCAGGAUUCCAACAUCAAAGAGGCUGGCAUCAGGAUGUUCACGUCUGUCCCUGGUGUAUUUGGCAACCUUCAGAACGAAAAUUUGGACCUUAUUAAACGGAUGUUGCUGUCUGCGCUGGCCCCUACAGAGUCUGAAGCUCUCCGCAUCCAAACUGUGAAGGCAGUUGGUGCAUUCAUACUGCUCCAUGAGAAAGAACCGGCCAUCCAGAAACAUUUUAGUGACUUGCUUCUGCCUGUUAUGCAGGUGAUUGCACUGAGCAUUGAGCAAGGUGUGGACGAUUCUGCUCUUAAAGUGCUUAUUGAACUAGCAGAGUCUGCGCCCAAGUUCCUGCGCCCUCAACUGGAAAACAUUUUCCAAGUUUGCAUCAAGGUGGUGGGUGACAAGAACCAAGAGGACACAUGGCGUCAGCUGGCUCUGGAGGCCAUGGUGACGCUGUGCGAGACGGCGGCCGCUAUGGUGCGCAAGCAGGUGCCCGACGGCAUCCGCAUGCUGACCCCGCUGGUGCUGGAGAUGAUGUGCGAGCUCGACGACGAGGACGACUGGGCGCUGCAGGACGACGUCGCUGACGACGACAACGAGAACAAUUACGUGGCGGCGGAAUCUGCUCUAGACCGUAUGUGUUGCGGGCUGAGUGGCAAGAUAAUGCUGAGUCUGAUCGUGGGGCAAGUGCCCAGCAUGCUGGCAUCCGAGGACUGGCGCCGGCGACACGCAGCGCUUAUGGCGGUGUCGUCGGCCGGCGAGGGCUGCCACAAGCAGAUGGAGCAGCUACUCGACCAAGUCGUCUCUGCUGUGCUCAACUAUCUCACCGACCCGCAUCCUCGGGUCCGCUACGCUGCGUGCAACGCCAUUGGACAGAUGUCGACGGACUUUGCGCCCAUCUUUGAAAAGAAAUUCCAUGACAAAGUAGUGCCUGGACUUUUGUUAGUGCUUGACGACAACGCUAAUCCGCGAGUGCAGGCACACGCGGCUGCUGCUUUGGUUAACUUCAGUGAAGACUGUCCAAAGCCAAUUUUGACACAAUAUUUGGACCCCUUGAUGAAUAAACUUGAAGAAAUACUGACAGCCAAAUUCAAAGAGCUUGUAGAACGCGGUACGAAACUAGUGCUGGAGCAAAUAGUGACCACCAUCGCGUCUGUGGCCGACACUGUGGAGAAGGACUUCAUCCAAUAUUAUGACCGCCUGAUGCCGUGCCUCAAGUACAUUAUCGCCAACGCCACCACGCAAGAGCUCAAGAUGCUGCGCGGCAAGACCAUCGAAUGUGUCAGUCUCAUUGGGCUGGCGGUGGGUGAAGAAAAGUUCAUGUCGGAUGCGUCAGAAGUGAUGGAUCUGCUUCUGAAGACCCAUACGGAGGGCGAGCAGCUGCCUGCCGAUGACCCACAGACUUCGUACCUCAUAUCCGCUUGGUCGCGCAUCUGCAGAAUUAUGGGCAAGAAGUUCGCCCAAUACCUGCCGAUGGUGAUGGACCCGGUGAUGCGCACGGCCGCCAUGAAGCCGGAGGUGGCGCUGCUGGACAACGAGGACCUCGAGAACAUCGACGGCGACGUCGACUGGCACUUCGUCACGCUCGGCGAGCAGCAGAACUUCGGCAUCAAAACUGCCGGGCUGGAAGACAAGGCAUCGGCGUGCGAUAUGCUGGUGUGCUACGCGCGCGAGCUGAAGGAGGCGUUUGCGGAGUACGCCGAGGACGUGGUCAAGCUGAUGGUGCCGAUGCUGAAGUUCUACUUCCACGACAACGUGCGCACCGCCGCCGCAGAGUCGCUGCCCUAUCUGCUCGAGUGCGGCCGCAUCCGCGGCCCGCAGUAUAUACAGGGCAUGUGGGCAUACAUCCUACCAGAGCUGCUGAAGGCCAUCGACUCUGAACCCGAGUUGGAAGUGCAGGUGGAGCUCCUCAAUAGUCUCGCUCAGUGCAUCGAGUUGCUGGGCACGGGCUGCCUGUCGGACGAGUCUAUGGCGGAGGUGCUGCGCAUCCUCAACAAGCUGCUCACCGAGCACUUCGAGCGCGCCACCGAGCGCCGCCAGAAGCGCUCCGACGAGGACUACGAUGAGGUGGUCGAGGAGCAGCUGGCGGACGAGGACAACGAGGACGUGUACGGGCUAUCGCGUGUAGCAGACGUUCUGCACGCAUUGCUGUCGGCGUACCGCGAACACUUCUUCCCGCAGCUGGACACGCUGCUGCCGCACCUAGUGCAGUUGCUGGCGCCCGGUCGGCCCUAUGCCGACCGGCAGUGGGCGCUCUGCAUCUUUGAUGACGUCAUCGAGUUUGGAGGCCCGGCGUGCGUCAAAUACCAAAACAUAUUCCUGGAGCCGAUGCUGGGCGGGCUGCAGUCGGGCGAGGCGGAGGUGCGGCAGGCGGCGGCGUACGGCUGCGGCGUGCUGGCGCAGUUCGGCGGCGAACAGUUCGCGAGCGCCUGCGCGCGCGCCGUGCCGCUGCUCGCCGCGCUCAUCGCCGAGCCCGGCGCGCGCGCCAUUGAGAACCUUAACGCUACCGAGAACGCCAUCUCUGCCGUCACCAAGAUCAUCAAAUACAACCACUCGCAAAUCAAUAGGGAUGAAAUUAUCAGGCAUUGGCUGACAUGGCUCCCGGUAGUGGAAGACACAGAAGAGGCGCCGCACGUGUUCUCGCUGCUGUGCGAGCUGGCGAGCAGCGGACACGCAGCGCUGUCGUCGCCGGACGCGCCGCAGCGGGUCAUCGCCGUGCUGGCCGAGGGCUUCCUGCGCGACGCCGUGCCCCGCGACAACCCCGUCUAUGCGCAGAUGGUCGCGCUCGUCAGGCAAAUACAGAGCAACACGGAAUUGUUCAACUCGUGCCUCAUGCAGCUGGGCAGUGAACACAAGGAGGCGUUGGAGAUCGCUCUCUCCACCUAAGUAUCCGCCACAGGCCUCACUCAUCAGAUUCACUCCACUCCCUAAGCCAAGGCUGGAAAUGGUGUUACGCUGACGUUGGUUUAAACGUUCACUACGGCAGUAUAUACAGUUUCCUUUUGUCGGUGGGAAAGAAUCAGGAAUUUAAUGUGUAAUUAGUAUAACUCUUACAACUAAUUCCGAUUAACGCCGAUAUGGUCGCUAUCUAAUGAAGAGUCGUUUUAUGACAGUAGACUGUCCAGUGUAUCUAUUUGUAAUAGUGUAGUGUUGCAGAUCAGCAAUGCAUUUAUGUAUACUCGACUCGAUUUAUGUAUAGUCGACGUUAGGCCACUAAUAUCAGCGUAGCACUCCGCCUGAAUCUUGCUCAUCCGUUGCCAGGUUCCACCCUCAUCACAUCAAGACAAUGCUUACUCCCGCGUCAAACGCCUGCCUCUACACGUAUAACUACUUUAUUAUGUAAUAAAACAUUUAUAUUGUAAUGUUUAGUGUUCCGAAUGGAUGAAAUGACUGAUGAUUACAUAAAUUGUUGUAAUUACUACAGAAUCUGAGCAUUUUCUUUCCUUUCCAAGGAUUGUUUCUCUUCGAUCUCACUGAUCCAUGAUGGUCUAUCUGUUGGGGCUUAUAAAAUUGCUGUGAUAUAUUUUUGUAAUAAUUUUUGAUACUUUCACGCUUGAGACGUAAAUUCUACUAUAGCAUCUUCAUUGGCGCGCUAGAUGUCGCUUUCGAGACAUUUUUAUAUUUAUUCUUUGAACAUAGUUUUUUAGUUAAAAAAUGCGAGGAGGUCCAAUUUUUUAUCAAGUAGAUACCCAUCGUUCAUUUGCAUCACACUGAUAAAUAUAAUCAUUAAAUACAUGAUAAAAAAAAAUUACGUUCCAUACAUUGUACAUUGUAUAGUUUUUUUCAAAAAUUGGACCAUACGCAUGGAUUUAAAGUUUGCCAUAUUUCGGCUACGAUGGGAACUUGGUGGCUGUCUCUCGCAAUGGACGAGAUGUCAUGUCUGUUUAUAAGAAAUAAUUUUAUUCAAUAAAAAUAUAUAAUAUUAUAUAUACACAUUUUUUGUUUAACUAAAAUAAAAGUUAUUGACAUUGUAA
Molecule: messenger RNA, 4442 nt
Organism: Plodia interpunctella (Indianmeal moth)
Lineage: Eukaryota; Metazoa; Arthropoda; Insecta; Lepidoptera; Pyralidae
Gene: Karybeta3
Product: Karyopherin beta 3
Exons: 19
Coding region: 37-3354 (1105 amino acids)
Biological process (GO): protein import into nucleus
Cellular component (GO): cytoplasm; nucleus
Molecular function (GO): nuclear import signal receptor activity
Source: RefSeq, a predicted model, not a curated record